This is a messenger RNA of Glarea lozoyensis ATCC 20868, 237 nucleotides long. RefSeq lists its product as uncharacterized. Lineage: Eukaryota; Fungi; Ascomycota; Leotiomycetes; Helotiales; Helotiaceae. The record is from RefSeq and is a predicted model, not a curated record. Bases 1 to 237 code for a protein of 78 amino acids. The transcript has a single exon.
AUGUUGGAUGAGGGACAGGGCGGCCGGAGACCGGACCACUUCCGGCUGGCAGCUCGGCAAUUGGCCCUCCGCACCCGCCGCAACCCCGCGUCCGAUUUCUCUGCGACGGAAGAGGAGCAGAGGGGGAGGAAAGAUUUUGCUAUUGGUUCCGAGGUUGAUUUACUAUUGGUGUGUGUUCGCGGAGUCAGCUCCUUAAAGACAUUUACGUACAGCGUUGCAUAUAAGAGGAUGGACUAG